AUGAAGUUUUCCUUGUCUGCUGUCUUCCUUACUCUUCUUGGAGCCACUUCUGCUUUGGGUGCUUCGGCUUCAACUUCGUCUCUUGACAGACAAUUUGGUAUCGUGAGUAGCCACUCUGGUAUCAUCCAUGUCCACCUACGCACAUUCGAAGUUGGUCAAUCUGGUCAUGUUUACUUGAGUAAAUAUGAUAAUUCUGACGGUAAUGCCAAUUUCAAUCUCAAAAAUGGAGAAUUGUUACAUGAAAACAAGACUGCUUCUAUUGACAAGGACGGUGCUCUUGUUUUCGAAUCCUCUGGCUCUCCUCUGUCAGGUUUCGAAGCUAAGCAGGUGAAUUCCCAAUUCUAUGAUCUCAGCUUGAACAACGAUUACCCUGUCGCAUGCCCUGUUCCCAAUGCCAACGAUGUUUAUCAAAUCUACUACGGAAAGGGUAAUGGUAAUGCUGACUGUGUUGGUAUUUACCCUUUGGCUGCCACUCCUUAA
Messenger RNA from Schizosaccharomyces osmophilus, 480 nucleotides. RefSeq names its product But2 family protein. The transcript has a single exon. Lineage: Eukaryota; Fungi; Ascomycota; Schizosaccharomycetes; Schizosaccharomycetales; Schizosaccharomycetaceae. Bases 1 to 480 code for a protein of 159 amino acids. The record is from RefSeq and is a predicted model, not a curated record.